This is a messenger RNA of Coregonus clupeaformis (lake whitefish), 2578 nucleotides long. RefSeq names its product V-set domain-containing T-cell activation inhibitor 1-like. Gene Ontology annotation, biological process: immune response; cellular response to lipopolysaccharide; positive regulation of T cell proliferation. NCBI's taxonomy places the organism in Eukaryota, Metazoa, Chordata, Actinopteri, Salmoniformes, Salmonidae. The record is from RefSeq and is a predicted model, not a curated record. Gene Ontology annotation, cellular component: external side of plasma membrane. Bases 127 to 1260 code for a protein of 377 amino acids. The transcript has 7 exons.
AUCCUGGAUGCGGAUACGACAAGCAGCGUUCCGUGCUGUAUACUCGUACUAUAUUCUGCACAAUGCAAUAAGAUAGGGAGGAGUUUGUAUCCACGACGAUAACCCUGGUGUCUGGUCUCCGUGGAGAUGGCCAGAGUUCAGGUUUUCAUUACAUUAAGGGAUCUGGUGUUGGUAGUGAUUCUGCUAUGGACUGCCACACCCACAGAUGGGGGAGACAUCCAUGUAACCUGUCUGUUCUCAGAGGAUUGUGUCCUGGCCUGCAGCUUCCAGCCUGGAAGUGAGGAAGUAAUCCACUGGCUGAAACCAGAAGACAAGGACCUGACCGUCCACUCCUACUACUACAGUACAGAUCAGCUCAAACAGCAGAGCCAGCGUUACAGAGGGAGAACAGCCCUGUUCAAUGACCAGAUCCCCAAAGGAAACGCUUCACUACUGCUGAGAGGACUCACACUCCAGGACCAGGGCAGAUACAAGUGUUACACCAGCACUAUUAAAGACAACAAGGAGUCCUUCAUUAACAUAGCAGUGGAGGCUCCAGUCCGCUUGGUGGACAUACAGUUAUCAGAUGACAUCCUCACCUGCAGUUCCACAGGUAUCUACCCUGAGCCUAAACUCACCUGGUCCAUUGACCCCCCCUCUGACCUUUCAUUUGACCCUGGAACCAUCCAGAACUCCACCAGCACCAAGGUGGAUGACCGGGUCCUCUAUGACAUCACCAGCACAAAACAGUUUAUCAGAGACCGAACCAACAUCUGUACCGUGACCUCUGGGACAGUAGAAAGGACAGCGACCCUGAAACAGCAAGAUCCGGUCCAGGGUUCUCCAAGAAGUGAAGUGUCCAUCCCCUGCAGUGUCUCUCAGUCUGACCUCCUGACCUUUAACCUCACCUGGAGGUUCAACCAGAUAGACACCAUCCUCACCUCCACCUACACCAAGGGUACAUCUCAGAUGUACAUUGACGACCAGUGGAAGGAGCAGGUUCAGAGUUUGUCUGAUUCUGGCAGCCUUCAGCUCCACAAGCUAACCAUGGUCCACCAGGGAAUCUACAGCUGUGAACUCUCUACUGCCAGAGACACUCACUUGGUCCUCACCUACCUGGAGAUCACACCUGAUAAACCAUCUGAUGUUUCAGAUGGACUGAGUCCAGGUUCAAUCACUGGUAUAACAAUAGCAGCAGUAGCAGCAGUGAUUAUAGCAGCAGUGAUAUGUUACCUGCUGAGAGGUUUUCUGCCCAAAUUUAGACGUAACACGGACAUCUGAAGAGUGAGUCACUCUCUGCCACAGCAAAUACAAAUUGUCAAAAUGAAAACGUUGAGAGUGGAAUACCACUUCAGAAUGGAGAAGAAAGAGAGGAAGAUAUAGAAAGACAAGAACAAAAACAAGGUCAAGGAGAAGAGGGGUCAGCCACAUCAACCAUAGUAAAUCCUCAGACAGAAGGAGAGGACAUUGUUCCUGAUUAAGACAAAAAGGCCAUUCUAGAAGUCUCUCUGGUGUGUCAGUAGAGUCAAAAGUCAAGAAUAAUAUGAGAAGAAAUGUGUCAGUGUUCUACAGGAUGUGGUCAUGGUCUCUCUGAGAAAGAGGCUAUGGCUAUUAUUGAUUAGCCAAUACAUUGACAACCAAACCACUACUGGUUCAGACGCCAGGCACUUGUAGAGACCUGAAAGAAUUCAAUAACUAUAACCAAUUAUGAAAACUUAACCUACAGAAGACCAGGUGGAGCUAUAAUCAUAUUCCUAUAGGAUCUACAUGGAUUGCCUAGCAGGGGGGCAGCGGCUAGGGGUUGGUUCUGGACCGGCCACAUCUUUCACAACGAAAAGCAAUUUGUUUUGCAAAUCAAAUGUGAAUUUAGCAAUGUCUGUAUUCAGUAUAGUUACUAUUCAGUGACAGUAUGUUAUCCCCUGCCUUGUCUCAUUCACCAUCAUUGUGUCUUGGAGAGGCCUGUCAGCCUUUACACACACUGAAUGGACAGGACCUGUUUCACCAUCAGAAGUAACUUGCUGGCAUGUGAAUCAAUCAAUUACACUACAUUAUUAGGAGAAGUAAUUGAUUGAUUGUGGGACAUAGUUUUUUAAGUUUUAUUUUAAUUUAUUAAGUGUGUGUGUGCGUGCAUGCAUGUGUGCACAUUAAUUUUGCUAUUGCAGGAGAAAGUAACUACUCUGGGAUACUUAGUUUUUUUACUGUAGCAUGACACCCACACCUUGAUGAAUGUAGGUUAUCUUUACCUGUAUGUAACAUGAUCCCUCUGGAACUCCCGGACAGCCUCUCUCUGAAGAGAGAGGAGCUAUAGUAGCAGGAACAAUAAGUUACCUGAAACAGAAAGGGAAGCUAUGAUGAUGAUGAUGAUGAUGAUGACAACCAUAGUCAGCCUCUAUUGAGACAUUUAACAAACCAUAAUGUCCUGAAUUUUAUAAUGAUAGUGGCUAUUGGCUUUGAUUGGGUUCUACAACCUUCCCAUAACAUUUCCUACAGGUUUCAUGAUGGAUCUAUUCAAAGUCAUGUUCUCAAUUUGUUCUCAGAACAUUAAGAAACAACAUUCUUCUGGGGAAAUUUCAGUACUUCAGCAUAACAUUUUCUACUG